Priapulus caudatus is the source of this 1260-nucleotide messenger RNA. RefSeq lists its product as uncharacterized. The record is from RefSeq and is a predicted model, not a curated record. Bases 214 to 1260 code for a protein of 348 amino acids. Lineage: Eukaryota; Metazoa; Priapulida; Priapulimorpha; Priapulimorphida; Priapulidae. The transcript is spliced from 4 exons.
CCGGGAGGAACAGUAACAUGGAAACUUGGUGAUACAUCUGUAGAGGGAGCUAAUACUUCACAUGUCAGUGAAGUCGAUGGAACUAUAACGACGUACAGCACACUCACGCGUACGUUUACCGCUGAUGAUCACGACAAAAUACUUGCCUGUCAUGUUGACAUCCACGAAUCAUUCCAGUCAUUGUCAGUCGAUGUUCGGCUCAAUGUACAGUACAUGGAGCAGGUCAAAGUAAGCGGUGACAGUCAGGCAGGCGUUAUGACAGUCAAGCACGGCAGUGCGCUUUGGCUGCUGUGUAACGCAGACGGAAACCCAGAGCCAAGUUAUUCAUGGCUUCACAACAAAUCACUAGUUCCUGCAGAAGUGAACCGCGUUUACGAAAGGGAACAGGUUAGUUUCGUAGAUGCUGGUGACUACGCAUGCUCAGCCGCUAACAUUGUAGGAGUUGUGAACUCUGCUAAUUCAAUGUCUGUAGUCGUCGUUGCUCCCCAACCAAAUACAUCGAAUACGGCCCUCAUUGUCGGACUGGUCAUCGCUGCUUUGGUUUUGAUCAUCUUAAUCAUCGUCAUCAUCGGCGUCUGCGCGAAGAGGAAGCAUGACUCAGAGUCCCCUACUUCUUCGGCCGAGAUCGCCACAAAUUCCCACGAUAACGCUGGCAUGAAUGUUUGGACAACGGACAUAUCCCACAGUGUAUCGGAGCAGUAUGAGUCGGGCCAGGGGGAAAAAACCUACACCCAACCUCACACAACCUACCUACGACCGCAGUACGAGCCCAGUCUCGAAGAGAGCUACAACUACCCCGGCAGAAUAGACGGCGUGCUACCGCAGUAUGCGCAGGAAUCGUGCGACCAACUUGACAGAUUGCACAGUGUGCCGCGUCAGUAUGACUCCGGUUACAUUGAUAUCUUACCUGAAGACUCUUACAGUCAGCGUGCCGCGCCAAUAGAUGGCGCUGUUGAUUCGGACGUCAUUGUCAUUCUUCUCGCCUUUAUGCCCCAGUUCCUUAAGAUCGACCCUGACUUUGAGCUUCAUGUUGAUUAUAACUCUGGAACGAACAGGAAGAACAUACAUGUCAAUGUUUGUUAUGAGUCACUAGGGGAGGACGUCUGCUUAGCCUUGCCAUUCUUCCACUGCUUCACUGGCGCCGAUUCUACCUGCUUUUUCUACAAGCUGACCAAGAAGAUGUGGUUUUCUCAAUGGAAUAAGUGCUCGACGAGGGAUGAACUGACCAAUGAAGGGAGGCCUCAGGUUCUGAUGAGUUAA